Molecule: messenger RNA, 1004 nt
Organism: Protobothrops mucrosquamatus (brown spotted pit viper)
Lineage: Eukaryota; Metazoa; Chordata; Lepidosauria; Squamata; Viperidae
Gene: ITM2B
Product: integral membrane protein 2B
Exons: 6
Coding region: 136-951 (271 amino acids)
Biological process (GO): negative regulation of amyloid precursor protein biosynthetic process
Cellular component (GO): Golgi apparatus; plasma membrane; extracellular exosome
Molecular function (GO): amyloid-beta binding
Source: RefSeq, a predicted model, not a curated record
AAGCCACGCAGAACCUGCCCCGCUCUACCCCUGGGACUCGGCGAGAAGGAAGCGGAGGCCCGAUCGGCCACCUUCGCCGCAGCUGCCUGUCGCUUUGUUUCCCUGCUGAAGCCUUAGCCGAGAGCUUCUGCAGCCAUGGUGAAAGUCUCGUUUAACUCGGCCUUGGCACAGAAAGACUCAGCCAAGAAGGAGGAGGAGGAGGAAAGGGGACAGAAUGAAAAAAACAGCUGCAGCAAUCAAGUGCUCAUCUUGUCCCCAGACACAAAGGAUCCAGCAGAAGUGGUGCCUCUUGGACAAAGAAGAGCUUGGUGCUGGUGUAUGUGUUUUGGAUUAGCUUUUAUGCUUGCUGUUGUCAUCCUUGGCGGUGCCUAUCUGUACAAAUAUUUUCAAAUUCAGGAAAAUGUUUACUUCUGUGGAAUUAAGUAUAUUGAGGAUGGCUUAACCCUAACUGACUCAGAUACAAUUGCUUCAGCUCCUCGCUAUCAGAUAAUUGAAGAGAGUAUCCAGAUCCUCCAGGAGGAGGAUGUUGAGUUCAUUAGUGUGCCAGUUCCAGAAUUUGCCGACAAUGAUCCAGCUGAUAUUGUUCAUGAUUUUCAGAGGAAACUUACAGCUUAUCUUGACCUCAGCCUGAAUAAGUGCUAUGUCAUUUCUCUGAAUACGUCAGUUGUUAUGCCACCAAAAAACUUCUUAGAACUGCUGAUCAACAUCAAAGCUGGAACAUACUUGCCACAAUCAUACUUGAUUCAUGAACACAUGAUAGUCACUGACCGCAUUGAAAAUGUGGAUCAACUGGGUUUUUUCAUUUAUCGCCUUUGUCGUGGUAAAGAGACUUACAAAUUGCAGCGUAAGGAAGCACUGAAAGGCAUUCGCAAGCGUGAAGCAGAUAAUUGCCGGAUAAUUCGACAUUUUGAGAACAGAUUUGCGAUGGAAACGCUUAUUUGCGAAGAAUAAUAAGGAAUGUUACUGUAACAGAAAAUUAAAAAGAUACUUCAAUUUAUCCUUUC